Knipowitschia caucasica is the source of this 1344-nucleotide messenger RNA. NCBI's taxonomy places the organism in Eukaryota, Metazoa, Chordata, Actinopteri, Gobiiformes, Gobiidae. The record is from the annotation of a GenBank genome assembly.
AUGGCCACUUCGCCGCUGGAUCUCCUGCCGUAUAUUUGUCCGGGGAGAAAGAGGGAGCGGCCUAAGCCAUCGCAGUCACGACACGACACAGCGCAGACUUAUUAUCUCCAGAAGUUAGACGAGACCGAACCGGCCCACUCCAACCGGCCCACUCGAACCGGCCCACUCGAACCGGCCCACUCGAACCGGCCCACUCGAACCGGCCCACUCGAACCGGCCCACUCGACCCCGCCCACUCGAACCCGCCCACUCGAACCCGCCCACUCGAACCGGCCCUCUCGAACCGGCCCACUCGAACCCGCCCACUCGAACCCGCCCUCUCGAACCCGCCCACUCGAACCCGCCCACUCGAACCCGCCCACUCGAACCCGCCCACUCGAACCCGCCCACUCGAACCCGCCCACUCGACCCCGCCCACUCGACCCCGCCCACUCGAACCCGCCCACUCGAACCCGCCCACUCGACCCCGCCCACUCGAACCCGCCCACUCGAACCCGCCCACUCGAACCCGCCCACUCGAACCGGCCCACUCGAACCGGCCCACUCGAACCGGCCCUCUCGAACCGGCCCUCUCGAACCGGCCCACUCGAACCGGCCCUCUCGAACCGGCCCUCUCGAACCGGCCCUCUCGAACCGGCCCUCUCGAAACAGCCCACUCGAACCGGCCCUCUCGAACCCGCCCACUCGAACCCGCCCUCUCGAACCGGCCCUCUCGAACCCGCCCACUCGAACCCGCCCACUCGAACCUGCCCACUCGAACCCGCCCUCUCGAACCCGCCCACUCGAACCCGCCCACUCGAACCCGCUCACUCGAACCCGCCCACUCGACCCCGCCCACUCGAACCGGCCCACUCGAACCGGCCCACUCGACCCCGCCCACUCGAACCCGCCCACUCAAACCCGCCCACUCGACCCCGCCCACUCGAACCCGCCCACUCGAUCGAACCCGCCCACUCGAACCUGCCCACUCGAACCCGCCCACUCGAACCCGCCCACUCGAACCCGCCCACUCGAACCGGCCCACUCAAACCCGCCCACUCGAACCGGCCCACUCGAACCCGCCCACUCGACCCCGCCCACUCGAACCCGCCCACUCGAACCCGCCCACUCGAUCGAACCCGCCCACUCGAACCCGCCCACUCGAACCCGCCCACUCGAACCCGCCCACUCGAACCCGCCCACUCGAACCCGCCCACUCGAACCCGCCCACUCGAACCCGCCCACUCGAACCCGCCCACUCGACCCCGCCCACUCGAACCACAGCGCACGGAGCAGAGCGCACGUGGAGGACGACCGAGGCCUGAGAAAGUCCCAGAGUUUAACCCUUUAGUGUCCACUCCUUGA